Messenger RNA from Somion occarium, 2149 nucleotides. The record is from the annotation of a GenBank genome assembly. NCBI's taxonomy places the organism in Eukaryota, Fungi, Basidiomycota, Agaricomycetes, Polyporales, Cerrenaceae.
UAUAGGCGCCUGGGCGUUCUCUCUUUCUGACUGCAAUCUUGCCUUGCCGGCUGGGUCGUAUUCUUCGUUGUUACAAGGAAUAGGAAACACGAGUCAUAACUAUAGAUCGUCUACUAAAUUGCAGUCAGGAGGCUCGAUUGCGGUGUCUUUGAUUCAGGCGAGUAGAGUCUCCACCUCAUUUUGCUGGAUCACGUUCUGUUGUCUUGAUCGUGUCGUUGUAUUCUUCCAACGUUGCGAAUUCUGACUCGAAACUCGAAGCUGAAGCUUACACAGGUUUGCGCUAUACUCGAGUAUAUGCAACGCUCUCUACUCUGCCCCCUUCUUCACUAUACUUCUCUGAUAGAUACCCCCUGGCGAUGAGUGUCCUGCAAUCAAGCCUCUUCCGCCACCAGGUCCGGCCGCAGUCCCCAUUUGACAAGAGUCCACCCAAUAUCGUCUUUCGAUGUGGCGAUCUUACACUUAUUCCGCUUCAUAGCGACAUUCUGGCUCACAUUUCCCCAUAUUUUCAAUCAAUGUUUCAGUUACCUCAGAGCCCUCCUACUUCAGACGACUCAGCAGAAAGCACGUUGCCCAUCAUUGAUAUUGUGGAAGACCACGUCACUGUACGUCGCCUCAUGAUGUAUGGCUAUCCCGGUCGGAUGCCUGCUUUCGAGUCCCUUGAAAUGUCAGAGCGCCUGAUACGGUUUGCGGAUAAGUAUGAUGCAGCCGAUAUCAUGGACACCUUAGUCGAACAAUUGCCAAAGACCAGAGAAUAUUCUUUGGGUGUCUACGGUCUCGCGGUCAGAUGUGGAUUCGAGCAGGUUGCCAGCGAAGCGGCGCUUCGCUUCAAGACAGGCUAUCAAUGGGUCAAAGCUGCUGAUGUUGACGAUGCAGAGAAUUACGUCUGGGAGUAUACUGCGGCCGAUCGCAGUUUCACACCGAAUAUCUCUGCUGGUGCAUACCACAGACUUGUUCGAUUCAUCCUUGGGGCUCCCGUCGCGGCCUUUAUUCAUCCACCUUCUCAUACCCGGUCAGACGCAGAGCAGGACCAGAAUGGCACUGUACCGCCACCCUACGUGAAUGCAGACCUUAUUGUCCGCUCUACGGAGGGUGGUGAUUUUCCGGUUCACAGUGCCAUCCUGUCCCUCUCCUCGCCCAUUCUGGAGAAAAAGGUCAAGGACGCACUUGCAGCAGCGUUAAAUUUGACCCAGCGAGACACGCUGCCUGUCAUGGAGAUAGGACAACCUACUUCUAUCCUCACGCUUCUCCUCGCCUUUGUGCAUCCAUCUGGAUGUGCCGUGCUUCCAGAUGAUCAAUUGUCGAAGGCGUCAGCCCUGCUCCAAGCUGCCUUCACACUGCAAAUAUCCAAGAUCAUCGACAUGUCUUCUCAGAUACUGAAACGACUAGCUGAAAAAACCCCAUUACAAGCAUAUCUCGUCUCAGUGAUACUGGGAAAGGAGAAAGAUGUACGUUACUGUGCUACACGCUGCGCUCAAGAAAAUACUCGAUAUUAUCCCUCGACGCUCGGAGCGACCCCACCUGAAAUGGAAGACGUGUUGGCCGACUAUUACUAUCCUCUCCUUAAGUAUUGCUUCGAAUACCGAGCCGCAGUGAGGAAAGUGUCGAGAAGCAAGCUUCCUGAACUGGAUAAGAGGAGGGUCCAGGGUGUCAGUCGUUGGUGGAGCGGAGAUCUAAGUCGAGAUGUGGCAGAAGUGACGGAAGCAUGUAUGCUUCGGAUGGGAAUUGGCCUUUCGGGUAAUGGGAGCUUUCCUUCGAGCACUAUUGAGAGGUAUUGUCAAGACACAGCAAAGGCUCUUCGUGAGGCGACUUCGCAGGUGCGUUUAAUUGUGUCUCUGGAUAAUUGUACGGGCCUACUAAACGUAGAUUCAGGUACAGCUCAAACUUCCAUGGGAACAGAUACGUGCUUCAGGUUUAUCCUCUCAGUAAAUGAUGCAGAAAGGUUGUAUUUCUUUGAGACUUUCUAGCUUACUUUUCACUGUCUCCAAUCUUGAUAUCAAUCCGAAAACAGGUUCCAGCGUUUUCAGAGAACGUUCUCUUAACACUAUACUCUGUGUCUCGUGCUACUUACUGUACUUGGCUUGUAUGUGCCUCGGCUCUCUGACUUGAAUAUACCUUGGCGAGUAUCAUGAUCAUGAAACAAAAUGCAAUA